Messenger RNA from Asparagus officinalis (garden asparagus), 933 nucleotides. RefSeq lists its product as uncharacterized. The transcript has 2 exons. Bases 1 to 933 code for a protein of 310 amino acids. Lineage: Eukaryota; Viridiplantae; Streptophyta; Magnoliopsida; Asparagales; Asparagaceae. The record is from RefSeq and is a predicted model, not a curated record.
AUGGCAAGAUAUGCUGGCUUUCAAUCAAAAUGGCCCUUGGUUGGUUGGGGGGAUUUUAAUACUAUACUAAAUAGUGAAGAGAAGCUGGGAGGUGCUCAAGUAACUGAAGCAGAUACAACUGAUUUCCAGAAUUUCAUCAAUCUUAGUCACUUGGCUCAUCUUAAGGCAACAGGCUGUUUCUAUAGUUGGAGUAACAAACAGGAAGCUGAAACAAGAAUAUGGUCCAUACUGGACAGAAUUUUGGUGAAUGAAGACUGGAUACAAAAAUACACUUCUAGCCAGGUUGAUUUCCUAAUGCCUAGCUGUUCUGAUCACUCUCCUGCUCUAAUAACAAUAUGUGAGGAUAAAUUUGAAGGUAAAAGGCCAUUUAGAUUUUUCAAUAUGUGGACUAAACACCCUGACUUCAUUCCAGCUGUUAAAUCUGUUUGGGAACAAAAUAUUAGGGGAUACUGCAUGUACAGAUUUCAUAAGAAGCUUAAAGAUCUGAAGCCUAUCUUGAAAGAACUAAAUAGAAAGCACUUUAUGAAUAUCAGUGAGCAGGUAAAGAGAGCUAAGGAUGAACUAGCUGAUAUCCAGAAACAGAUAAGUGAUGAUCUCCUCAAUCAAAGGCUGAUCCUGAAGGAGAAGGAGUGUAUCUCAAAAUAUACCAGAUUGCUUAACUGUGAGAAUCAAAGGCUGAUCCUGAAGGAGAAGGAGUGGUUUUGUCAAUAUACACAGAGGGGGGUCUUAGAAUCACUGACACUUCUGAUAUUUCUGAAGAAUUUAUUGCUUACUACAAGAAGCUACUGGGUACUUCUACAAAUGUCUCAGAACCUUAUUGCUUACUACAAGAAGCUACUGGGUACUUCUACAAAUGUCUCAGAACCUGACAUGAAUGUAAUUGCUAAUGGUCCAGUUCUCACUGGGUACUUCUACAAAUGUCUCAGAACCUGA